Capsicum annuum is the source of this 3102-nucleotide messenger RNA. RefSeq names its product mediator of RNA polymerase II transcription subunit 19a. The transcript has 8 exons. Gene Ontology annotation, molecular function: transcription coregulator activity; transcription factor binding. Lineage: Eukaryota; Viridiplantae; Streptophyta; Magnoliopsida; Solanales; Solanaceae. Gene Ontology annotation, biological process: positive regulation of transcription by RNA polymerase II. Gene Ontology annotation, cellular component: mediator complex. The record is from RefSeq and is a predicted model, not a curated record. The coding region runs from base 529 to 1182 and encodes 217 amino acids.
GAGUUGUAGUUCUCUCCUUAUAUUUUUUCGAGCCAAAAGUUUGAGUUUUUGUCCUUUUUCAUUUUUGUUGUUCAGUCUUGUCAAGGAUCUAAAUGUUUGUUUGAGUUGCAUUGGUGAAGUGACUCUGUGAAAAAAACUAAUCUUUAGGCUGAGAAAACUGUUUGAGUUGCAUUUAUGAAGUAACAGUUUGAAAAGCCUAAUCUUUAGGCUGAAAAAAACUGUUUGAGUUGCAUUUGUGAAGUGUAACUGUUUGAAAAAAUUGAUCUUUAGGCUGAAAAAACUGUUUGAGUUGCAUUUGUGACCUAGCUGGUUGGGAAAAAAACUGAUCUUUAGGCUGAUUAUACACUAUUUAUCGGGAGACAUUGGACUUAGUGCAGUAGAUAACACUGGCUGUCGUUAUACACAAUUUCUUUAGAUACCGUGCACUCUAGAUGGCAUUGGACGCCAUUGUACACGAUUCUUGGGAGACAUUAUUCUUAGGAUCAUUCUGGGAAAUAAAAAUCUACUCCAUACACUGGACGCUAAUUGAUGGAUCCAGACAGCAAGAAAUUUGGACGAGGGCCAAUAGAACUCACAGGUGCUCGUGACCUUAUUAGUCACUUCAAGUUGUUACCUCAUUAUGAGUUCUUUGGUAAGAGGUCUCUUCCGCUAUCAAUUUCCGAUACACAUUAUCUUCAUAAUGUGGUUGGAGACACAGAAAUUAGGAAAGGCGAGGAGAUGCAGUUGGAUCAGCUAACUCAGGGUACUUCCUUUUCAAGAGAGACAAGUUCACGCAUCCAGCCCUUUGACUUAGAUAUCCUUGGACAAGCCUUCCAGCUACGUGAUACGGCUCCAAUCAGUUUGUCUCCUUCUGACAGAGGCACCCCCACUAUAGCUGGAAAAUCUAAAAGCGAGAUGAAAGACAAGGAGAAGAAGCAUAAAAAACACAAGGAUAAAGACAAGGAGAAGGACAAAGAACAUAAGAAGCACAAACAUCGUCAUAAAGAUCGGGGUAAAGACAAGGACAAAGAAAAAAAGAAGGAUAAAAGCGGCCACCAUGAUCUUGGUUCUGAGCAUUCAAGGAAACACGAAAAGAAAAGGAAGCAUGAUGAGGAGGAUCUUAACGGUGUCCACAGACACAAGAAAAGCAAGCACAAGAGUUCAAAGAUUGAUGAGAUUGGUGGAAUAAAGGUAGCCGGCUGAAAUGCAUGUGGUUCUAUCAUUUUUACUGCCCCAGAGUUUGCAGUUGAGAAUUUGGAGGAUUCCUUUAUCUACAAUUGUGAAAUAUCAGAUGUGCAUGUCAUCGAAGAACGUUAUGGCAUGCACUGGUGUUGACAUCUGUAUCUUUAUUUCAGUGAGACUGUUCCUUGGAAGACAUGGCUGGUCAGAUGCAUUAAACAUUUUUGUGCUUUCAUGAGUGCAAUCUGGAGGUUUUCAUUUAUUUAGUUCAACCUCUUUUUUCCUUUUCUAAAUUAUUUCCUUGAAAAAGUAGGCAUGCAUCUAUCCUGAUUUCUACAGUGAUAAAGGAGCAGUAUCUGCAUGGCUGACAAAUGUUUUCCUGCCUGUUUUGGUAUCAAAUCAAUAUUUUCUCCUCAUGGAAGUCAGUUGGACUAUCUUAUGCUCCUCUCUCUUUUUUAUUUAUCGUUUAAGAUUUUGGCACACACAUUGAGAAAAUCAUUUGCUAGCAUUAAUCAUAAUCAUAAGGGGCAUGUGACUAAAUUACCCUUAUCUCUUUCUCAAAUGAUUAAUUACUGACUGUAUCCGCCCUCUUAGAGUAGUAGUGGUGGAAUUGGAAAAAGAAAUUAACCCUUUUUUGGUUUCUGAAAUGACAAAUAUUUUGGAGCAAUUUUUUUGGUUAAAGUGACAGAUAAAAAACAUCGAAUGGAUUGGUAAAAGUAAGUAUACAUUCUUCUUUUCAUAGAUCAAAAGCCCCUUCAAAUAGAUCCUCAUACAGAAAAUAUACCCCAAAACUGGGAGCAGAGUUCACAAUUGAACAAGUUACAAGAAAGCCUACCUUGGAAGCUUCUAAACCUUCAUGAAAAAGUUUGUUGUUAGAGAUUUAUUUUUAUCCCGCAAAGAGAUGGAGAAAAAAUGUGUUAUUGGUGCAUGGGUGAAGCCUCAAACUCGUUAUGAGAAGUUGGAUAUGUGAUCAUGAAAGUGUAUUAGAUGCACUAUCCUUGAGCAUAAGAUGUAAACUAUUGUUUAUGCUGUCCUGAAUGUGCUGGAGUUGUGAAGUGAAACUGGUCAAGGCUAGUUGGAAAAGGAUGGAACUUUCCAAACCAUACUGGAGUACUGCUUACAUCAAUAAAGAAAGCAAUAGAAGUAACCAAAUGAUAUGCCAAAUUUCAAGGUCCCUUUAGGUUGAUGUUUCACAAGGGAACUUUCCAAUCCCCAAAUUUGGAAUGAAAUGAAAUGUUGGUACUAUGUGGAGUAUUCAUUACAAGCAACACAAUUGAAGAAGUAAUAAGAGGAGAGUGAAUUUUGUGUGUAGCGGUGAAAACCGGAGAUCCACGAAGGAAAGCCAAAAGCGAUGGCAGCUCCCUGGGUCCCUACCUUUGCUGAGUUAGUUCAAGGUACUUCCUUGUGUCAUAUAUUAUGGUCUCGAAUUUUGUUGGCAGUGAUGGUGAGGAGUUUGAUCCAUCUUCAGGUUUAGCAACUUGCUGCCUGCUGGAGUAUGAUUCCAUGUACCCUUUCUUGAGGGCUCUUAUCUCUAGUUUCAGCCUUAAAAAACCACUUUGAGAUUUGGGUUAUAAGAUGAGGAAGUUGAGAUGAGUAUUGGUCUGCUCUGCUGUCAUCGUCUUCUCCAUUGAAUUUGAAGGUUCACUUCUCAACAGCAUUAGCAUCUGCUGAGAAAGAGGUAUUUUAAAAAAAAGGAGGCGUGGCUAUAUUGUCAUGAAUGGAAUCACUUAUUGUAUAUACUAGGAUAGAAUGAGAUGAACUAAUUCUUAUUUUAUGUGUUUGGCCAAUUUUAUCGACGUUGGAUUUGACUAAGCUAGUUGUUGGAUGUUCUUAAUGAUCAAUAUGCUAUCUUUUGGCACUUAUAUUCAAAUCCUGGACUAAAAUGUAGCCCUGCUGUAAUGUAUGAGAAAGUUUGUAUCAGUAAUGGAGAUGAUUUGGACUCAA